Glarea lozoyensis ATCC 20868 is the source of this 663-nucleotide messenger RNA. RefSeq lists its product as uncharacterized. Gene Ontology annotation, cellular component: TIM22 mitochondrial import inner membrane insertion complex. Gene Ontology annotation, biological process: protein insertion into mitochondrial inner membrane. The transcript is spliced from 5 exons. The record is from RefSeq and is a predicted model, not a curated record. Gene Ontology annotation, molecular function: transmembrane protein transporter activity. Bases 1 to 663 code for a protein of 220 amino acids. Lineage: Eukaryota; Fungi; Ascomycota; Leotiomycetes; Helotiales; Helotiaceae.
AUGAAUAAUCCACUGUUCAACGGGGGAGCCGGGAAUACGGCGGGUGUGGAUCCGCAGGAUGCGCAGGCUAUGGCUGCUGUUAAGGCUGGAGAGAGGGUUUUCGAGACGAGAGCAGGAUUUGGGAGAUGGUGUGGGGUAUGGCAAGAAUUGGCAGCAAAGAGGCAGUCCACGGAUGUCGAGGAGAAGAAACAGAGAGUAGAGAUGUUGAGAAACGGAAGCGAGUUACAAACAGUAAUGGAAUCAUGUCCCGGGAAAACAGCAAUGUCAGGCGUAAUGGGUUUCGCCCUCGGCGGCGCCUUCGGUCUCUUCAUGGCCUCUAUGCAAUACGACACCCCCCUCGCAACCAACCCCAACGCCCAAUCCAUCAUCUCCCUCCCGCUGCGCCAACAACUCAAACAAGGCUUCAAAGACAUGGGAUCACGCUCCUACAGUUCCGCCAAGAACUUCGGAAAGGUAGGCGCCAUCUUCGCGGGCACGGAAUGCUGUAUCGAAGGGUUCCGCGCGAAGAACGAUCUCGCGAAUGGCGUUAUGGCGGGGUGUAUUACGGGGGGUGUGUUGGCGGCGCCGGCGGGACCGCAGGCGGCGCUUGUGGGGUGUGCGGGUUUUGCGGCGUUUAGUGCGGCGAUUGAUAGUUAUAUGAGGAGGCCUAGUGAGAGUGAUUAG